UGGGCUGAGGCUGGGUAUGGGUAGGGGUAUGGGCGCGAGAGUACGACUGAUAGAGGUGGAUUGUUUGGUGUUUUUCUGGGUUUUUGGUUACGGUUUGUUUUGUUUUUGUUUAUCUACAGCGAAGAUGGGAUGGGAUAUGGAGGGACAUGAAAUCGGGAACUCGACAAGGGAUCGGAAUGUCCAGCAUGCUCGCCUUCGGGCUCGAGAUCGGACGGGAACGGGAACGGGACGGGAACGGGAACGGGAACCGGAAGGGGAAUGGACAGGGGUGGGGAUUUUCGCUGAAGGCUUUCCUUUGUACGGGAUUUCUUUUGUAUGGGGAUUCUUUUGUUGGAUUGGGUUGGGUCUUUCAUGUGCUUUCUUUUGUUUGAUUGGCUUCAUUUGUCUCUUUUGUUUACAGCGGGCAUUUUAGUUUUUGUUUGGUUUUUUGUUUGUUUCUGGCUUUUGUUAUGGUUUUCUGAGUUUUCGCGAUGUAAUUUCUGCUUUUAAUUUUAGUUUUCUGUUCGCGAUUUCAAUCGUCUUGUCUUAUUUUGUCUUUGUCUUGUCUUGGUUUUUAGUUUGGUUUUGGAUUUAUUCGGGCGAGACGAUAAUGAAAAAUAUAUUCUCGAAAUAUUACUUUUUCGUUUUCUGUCUCGACCGCUGUGAACUCACUGUGAGAUCGAGAUCACUAUGAUGGCUUCUGUAAUGUAGCACUAAAGAGAAAAGCAAAAGCGAGCG
This is a messenger RNA of Tricharina praecox, 717 nucleotides long. RefSeq lists its product as uncharacterized. Bases 17 to 412 code for a protein of 131 amino acids. The transcript has a single exon. NCBI's taxonomy places the organism in Eukaryota, Fungi, Ascomycota, Pezizomycetes, Pezizales, Pyronemataceae. The record is from RefSeq and is a predicted model, not a curated record.